Messenger RNA from Musca vetustissima, 2753 nucleotides. RefSeq names its product TATA element modulatory factor (gene Tmf). Gene Ontology annotation, cellular component: Golgi apparatus; endoplasmic reticulum. The record is from RefSeq and is a predicted model, not a curated record. Lineage: Eukaryota; Metazoa; Arthropoda; Insecta; Diptera; Muscidae. The transcript has 5 exons. Bases 3 to 2753 code for a protein of 916 amino acids.
AUAUGAGUUGGUUUGAUACCAAAAAUUUUGCAGGCCUUGCCAAAGCACUGAAAGAAGCUCAAAAGAAAAUUGACAAAGUUCUAGAUAUCCAAGAAGAUGAUGAUAUAAAUAACGCGGAAAAUAGUACAGACGAAUCAAACCCAUUUAAGGAGCCACCACAAUGUAACAAUGACAAUGAAAACGACGUAGAUACUGCAGGAAAUAGACGUACUUCGACAGCGUCAACGUUAGUAUCAUCCGUUGGCACUUUGUCCCCGCAACAAAUUACUUUAUUCAGUGACGAGCGAGAUGGAUCUGAAUCUGUCGACGUGUUGCCUACUGGAGAUAUGACAUCGAAAUCUGAAGUAGUAUUUCCGGAGAGGACAACAGAUAGUAUAGUGAUUAUUGGAAGUUCUGGUGAUGUCUGUGCUGACGAGGAAAAUCAGGCAAGUUCCACCACGACAUUGGUUACAUGUGAAGAGAACAAUGAUCUAGCAGAAGCUCAAAAACUUGAUAACUUAGACCGUUCCAAAAAUCAGGGCAGAAACGUCAGAGAAGAUGUGUCAUACGAUCUGCAAACUAUCGACUCAGAUUCAACGCAAAGUUUUGAAGAUGUGCAACUGAAUUCUCUAAGAAGUGGCCUAGGUUCCGCUAGUGAAGAGAAGGUUUAUGUGAGCAAUACACAAUCUGCGCAUACAUCAAAUGAUGAAAUGGAAACAGCUACUUCCUCUGACAUUGAAAUAAUAUCAAAUCCAAGCACCACGACUAGGACCAGUCCGCAAAAAGACGAAAAGAAGACGAAUUUGAGGACAAACACAGAGGGAACGACUAGCAAUGCUUCGAAUAAAACAGGACAUUGUCGUGAGCCAUCGGAGAUUUCAGUUUUAUCCAUUGAAUCGACAUCAGAGGACGAAGUAGAGAAACUAUUAAGGCGCAUAUCGGAAUUGAACAGCAUAGUUGAAGCCAGAGAACUUCGUUUGCUUCAAUCAGAACAACGCAAUUCUGAAUUACAGGAACGCAACAACGAGUUAUUGGCUGUAAUGAAUGCCGACGGCUUGCCACCAACAGAAGAGUACACCAAACGAUUAUCAGCUUUAGAGAAAAAAUUCCAAAAUUGCAUACGAGAAAGGGACGCAUUAAGAACCGAAAUCAAGGAGUUGCAAGGAAAAAUUCCAAAGCAUGAUUUCGCUCAUGAGUUAGACGAAAGUCGAAAUAUGGUAGCAGAACUUCGACAAGAGGGCGAAAAACUGUCUAAGGAAAUUUUGCAACAAUCAAAUAUUAUAAAAAAGCUGCGUUCCAAGGAGAAAAACGUAGAGGUGCAAAUGAAGGCGUUGCGUGAGCAACUGACUGCCACCAACGAAGAAAUAGAACGACUUAAAAAAACUCUUUCAGCCAAGGAAGAUGUUGAACGGACACAAAUUGAAGCUGUACAUAAAAUGUCAUCAGAAAAUCAAAAAUUAGAAAAGGAGAAUAACUCUCUCCGGAGCAAGCUUGAAGACACCCAACAAAAGCUUAUAACACUGCAACAUAGUUUUGAGGCGGUAAAAGUAGAACUACAGCAACGCUCCAAGCAACAUUCCGACCUGUCCAUUUCAAAAACCGCGAUUCAAACAGCGGAGAAGGAAAAGUUACAACUACAGGCAGAAAAUCAAGAGCUACAACGACAGCUUCAAGAAUUUGUUGAAAAGUUGAGGUCGACAGAGCUUACAGCUAUCAAGAAGGAACAGCAACUGAGAGAAGAAAACCGAGAUCUAAUAGGUCGCUUGGAAGCGGCAGAGCUAAGAGCAGAAUCGUCAACCCACGAGAUAAGCCAAACAACUAUACCAUUAAUGCGUCACUUGGAAUCACUACAACAAACAUUAAAUCAGAGAACCAAUAACUGGAACAGAGAAGAAAAAUCCCUAUUAGAAAAACUGGAAGCCACUAAAACACGUCUCCAUUCUCUAGAACGCAUUGAAGAAACAUCGAGAGAGCAAAUUGGAUCACUGAAAUCACGGUGUCAAGAGUUAGAAGAAACCCUGUCCAAAGUGCAAAUGCAGGAAGAAAAAACCAAAAUUACAUUGCAAUUAGAAAUGAACCAAAAGGAAACGGAUUACAGUAGGAAACUUUCCGAACUGAUGCAAGCGCUAGAGCAAAGCAAAUCAAAAAUUAAAACGUUGGAAGAUCGUCUUGAUGAAGCUGAACACAGACUAAGUGCAUCCGUAGAAAGUUUGCAGCAAGAACGCGAACAGGCGGCAAGCACAUUCGGAGAGUUGCCCAAUUCCGUUUCAGUUGAUGUUAAUAGACAUUCUCCCACCGCAAGCGGUGGGGUAAAUUCCAUUGAAGAUGGGGGCAGUAUAGAUUGGCAGCACCAAGAGGAUGAUUUCGAUUGCAUUUCUAAUGCUGGCGGAAGACCAGUACCUGGGCAAGGAUUAAAUUUUCAUUUUAUAGCUGCUAAUACGACAAACAAUUUUGAAUAUUUACAAUCUAUGCUAAAGCAGAGGGAAGGUGAACUGGCUCAAACUCAAUGGGAACUUUCACGAGUACAGUCUGAGAAGAGCAUACUGCAGGAGGAACUUACCCAACUUUCCAUAGAAAUGGAAAAUAUUCAGGAUAAAAUACAGUCGUUGGAGCUAAUGGAGGCAAAUUACAACGACUUGCAAACCAGGUACGACGCUCUAUUGCAAAUGUAUGGCGAGAAAGUGGAACGCUGUGAAGAGCUUGAAAUGGAUUUAAACGAAUGCAAAGAAGCAUAUAAAACACAGAUUCAAGAUUUGUUGAAGAUGAAGACAUGA